Molecule: messenger RNA, 3380 nt
Organism: Anneissia japonica
Lineage: Eukaryota; Metazoa; Echinodermata; Crinoidea; Comatulida; Comatulidae
Product: oxidoreductase HTATIP2-like
Exons: 7
Coding region: 112-1017 (301 amino acids)
Biological process (GO): import into nucleus
Cellular component (GO): cytoplasm
Source: RefSeq, a predicted model, not a curated record
AUUCCGCCAGACUUGACUCUGUGUCGUCCCAGAGUUUGAAGGUAGUGAAGCAUUCUUUUUAGCAAAACGUCAUUGGAAUUCAAUUUAAGAGCUAUUAAAAGAUUAAACAUAAUGUCAGAAAGCCAAGAAUCAGCAACAGCAGCAGCAAACACUGAGACAGCAGCAAGCACUGAGACGAAUCCCCCUGAAGCAGCAUCGAAUGCAGUUGGUGCAGAAGCAGCACCAGCAGCAGCUGACAAGACAAAAGAGGAAGCAGCAACUGGUGAAGCACAAGAAGCUGCCAAGGCACCGCCACCAAACCAGGCCCUCGUUGAAGCAAUGGAAAAAUUCCGUGCCCUCGGCCAAAAAGCCUUUGUGCUUGGUGCUUCAGGUGAGGUUGGAAAGGAGGUCGUUAAAGAGCUUUGUAAGUCAAAGAUAUUUAGCAAAGUGGCUGUGAUUGGUAGAAGAGAAUUGAAGUACGAGGACGACUUGUACAAGGAAAUUGAUCUUGAGCAAAAGAUUGUAAACUUUGAUGAGUUGGAAAGCAAGCAUGAGGAUGAUUUUAAAGGAUAUGAUGUUGGAUACUGUUGCCUUGGAACAACUAAGGGCAAAGCUGGUGUAGAAGGAUUCAAGAAGGUGGAUCAUGAUUAUGUGGUGAGCUCUGCAAAGCUAGCUAAAGCCGGGGGCUGUAAGCACUUCAACCUUGUCACCUCCCAGGGAACCAACAAAAACAGUAUGUUCUUGUACCCAAAGACAAAGGGUCUGUGUGAAGAACAUGUUCAAGAGCAAGGGUUCCAGCGAUUUUCAGUCUAUAGACCAGGGAUGUUGCUGUGUGACCGUGAAGAGAAGCGUACCUUUGAAGCUGUCUUUCGCAAGCUGGUGAAGCCAAUGGAGUACUUCGCUCCGACUUGGGGCACGGCUCCGACAGUCAGUGUUGCCAAGGCGAUGAUCAACAAUACGGUGACCGCUAGUGAUAAAGCAUCUGAGAUCCUCACCAAUAAGGAUAUUCGUAUUCUUGCUGGCGAUGUUAAGAAAUAAAUUAAGAUUUAUUACUCAAUCGGUUGUGAAGAUGGAUGAGUUGGACCAAGAAUACAAGAUUGCAUAAACAUUGUGUAAUAAAAAAUAUAUUAAAAGGAUAUUAAACUACCAGGCAAUUUCCUUCCCAUGUGAAAUGCCCAGGUUUAAGGUCAUGGAAGUUCAAAGGUCAUGUGUCACACUUGAAUUCAAUGUAUUCAUAUGGUAAUUUAGUAAAAAAAACCCUCUGGCCUUUAGAUAAAAUAUGGUACUGGUAAUGUUUUGUUCAAGGACACCCUUGAUGGGAACUAAUUAUUAUGUUUCUUUGAAUGUUUUGGAGUCAUGUGUGGUAGUUAACAUAUAUUACAUUUACACUUCUAGGCAUGUGCAGUUAAUCUGUUUUAGAGUAUAGUGGGUAUAUGUUAGAAAAAUAUAUCACCAAUACCAUCAAUUUAAUGAUUUUUAAUAAUUAACUUAAUUUGUAUGUAUUACAUGUGUGUAUUUAUAACUAAUUAAAGAAAAUAGAAUAUUAUUAAUUUAAUAAAAGGAUAUAUAUAUUGUUUUAUUUCUUCAGAUUUUAUGUAAUUAAAAUUUAUAUAAUGCACCAGAUAUUUCUUCCUUUACUCCUUUUUAGUGUUUCAUGUACCCUUAUUUAUCCUGAUUACAACUCAUUUACAACUCUUCUGUCAUUUGCAGUUGUAUUUUUUUGCACCCCACUUGAAUGUUUAGUCCUUGACGGCCUUUAUACUUAACUUAAUUUUGAAUUAGUUUCAUCUGGUUUAUAUAUGUUUGAUCAAUAUUAAUCUAAUCAUGUUUGUUUCUUUGUUUUGUUUUAAAUAAUUCAUUGUACUAGUAACUUUAUUAUUAUAAUAAUUAUUGUUAUUAUUAGAUAUUUUUUAAAUUUUUAUCAUUAUAUUAUUAUUAAUACAGUAGUAAUGUAAUAGUACCGGCAUUAUUUUUGUAGUGUAUUUCAGUCACUAGAAUGCUUAUUCAUUUACACCUGUUUGCUUUGAUUAGUGAUUGUGCAUUCAACAUGUAGUCAAACCUGUACUAAUAGUAUACACACUUGACAAUCAAUUUAUGAUCUUUGAUUAUAUCAGCAUUUUUUGUUUUGUAUUUUUAUAAAAAUGUUUAAUACAACUCUCAUAAGGUCAGCUGAUAGAUUUGCAAAGUAGUUGAAGUUUUAUCUGCAUGAAAUUUCAAGUCGUUCCCAUGUUAUUAUUGAAUGUGAUCAUGGUAUAGUACUGUAAUAGUAUAUAGAGCAAUGUUGAUUUGUGUAGAUAAAUAAUAAUAAUGUUAAUUUGAAAUAGCAUGUGUAUUUUUCCAUCUCUACAAAAUGUAAUCACUUUUAAAAAUGAGGUGCUAUUCUUAAUUAAGAGGGUUAUGAACUCGAUCACAUUCCAUAGUGAUCUGACUUAUACAACUUUAUAUUUUAUCUUUAAUUUUACAAUGCCUGGAUGUGAAUCCCAUGUCCUGAAGUAAAAUAAUAAACAUGCAUAGGCCUAUUCAUAUUUGUGUUGCAUAAUUUUCUCUGAUGUUCUGAAUAUAGCCAAGUUGCAUGUCGUGUUAAUAAAUACAUGUAGCGUAGUUAAUAUUGUUUAAAAUGUAAACCUGAAAUAUUGUAUGGCAGUUGGUACGUACGACAAUCGUUGCUCAGACUUGAGACUGGAAUCAAAACCCUCGGGAAGACAUUUGGUUUAUAUUGUUGUUUGCGAAAAUUUGCAUCCCCCACAGUUCUGCACAAUCUUCUCCAAAUGCCAAUGGGGAGGGGGUGGGGCAGUUGAGCUCUAUGGCCUGUGAGAGAUACAAAGCAUGAUUGUGUUCUCGUUUUAAAAAAUAAUUUUUAUUAUCAUUUAUAAUCAUCAUAUGCUAUAUUAUAUUGCUGUAAUAUUACUUGAAUCACAUACAUUCAAUGCAUUUACAGUUUUGGUUAUUUUUUUCCCGAACUUGUAUUAAUUUCAUUGAUGAUGAAUAUUUAGUUAUUCUUUUUUUCAAUUCCUCAGUGAAACAAUGUAUUUAGGGGGAAAGAUAGAAAAAAAUAAAGAAUGAGAGAACACCACAAAAUAUGAUACAUGUAACAUGGUAUUAUAUAACUAAACAUAUUUUUCUACCGGUUUGAUAAAGUAUAUUUUUUCCUGAAAGAAUUGGCAGAUGGUAAUACUGUACUGAUUUAUAAACCCACUAUCAGUUUAAUAAUGUAAUUAUUGUCUGAGUUAUUUCAACCUUAUACUACUCAUCCCAUUAUAUUUUCUAUAUAUGUGUAUCAUUUUUAAUUUAUUCAUCAAUAUAGUACUGUGUACUGAAAUCAAACCUUAUUUACUUCCAUCAUUAUAUACAUGGUAUCGUGUUGGAAUGUAUAUGAAUAUACUAUAAAUGUGGUAAAACCA